Glarea lozoyensis ATCC 20868 is the source of this 741-nucleotide messenger RNA. RefSeq names its product Isochorismatase-like hydrolase. The transcript has 6 exons. The coding region runs from base 1 to 741 and encodes 246 amino acids. The record is from RefSeq and is a predicted model, not a curated record. Lineage: Eukaryota; Fungi; Ascomycota; Leotiomycetes; Helotiales; Helotiaceae.
AUGAGAUCUCAAAUCAUCUCUGCUACAGCUUUGGUUGCUGCGGCAGUUGUGCAAGGCAAGACCUGUACAAAAUUUAGAUAUGAGUUUGUUCGCCUCAACAAGACCGAUGCUGCUCUCCUCGUUGUGGACCACCAGAUCGGUCUCUCAGCACUAGUCAGAGAUUAUGAACCAGCUGCUUACAGACAAAACAUCAUCGCUCACGCCGCUCUUGGGAAUCUGUUCAACUUGCCAACUAUCUUGACUACUUCUGCUGAGUCUGGGCCAAACGGUAGACUGCCAAAAGAGAUUACAGAUCUCCACCCAACCGCUCCAUUCAUCAAACGCAACGGCGAAGUCAACGCCUGGGAUAACCCCGAAUUCAAAGCCGCCGUCAAAGCCACCGGAAAGAAACAAAUUAUCCUCGCCGGCAUCGUCACCGAAGUUUGCACAGCCUUCCUCGCCCUCUCCCUCCGCGCCGAAGGCUACGAAGUCUUCGCCAACACCGACGCCUCGGGCACCUUCAACGACAAGCUCGCGGCCGACGCGAACCGGCGCAUGGAAGCCGCCGGCGUGCAUCUCAUGGGCAUGUUUGGCAUCGCGAUGGAUCUGAUGCGCGAUUGGAGGAAUACGCCGGGGAGUGCGGAGGUUUUGCCUUUUAUGGAUAAAUAUCUGGUUCCCUACUCGUUGGUUGCGAGGGCGCAUGGCGAUGCGAUUGAUAAUGGGACUAUUAUUCCGGGGGAGGCGCAGAUUUUGACGGUUUAG